UUGUGAGGGGAGCGUGAAGAAGAGCAGGCGUCGGAGCGGGAGACGCUGAACACGCGUGUUUGGGGGGUUGUGUGGAGGUUUUCUCCAGCCGCGGCACUCUUCCUUCCCCCUCCGCCGAGGACAGAGGCAACUCCGAAGGUGGCUGGCGGCGAGUGCCUCGCACAGCCGCUCCGCCCACUCAGGCCUUUUAUUCGUUCCGCCGCCAUUUUGCAGCUGGACUGAGCUCGUCGCGUGAGGAGGAGGAGACGCGAGACGCGGCGGGGGACGGCCUGGUCUGGACCGAGCGGAACGCCUGCGGGUCUUGCCAGCCUGCCGCGCCCCCUUUGUGGGGGCCUGAGAGGAACUGAGGCGGCCGGUAAACGUUUCAAAAGGAUGCUAGUGGCGUUGUUCUCGAGAGGAGAGCCAAGUACAAGAGGGCUCUAGCACCGUAUGCCAAUUUUGUAAAACUCUUUGCUUGGCUGCACCCUUUAUUUUAUUUUAAAAGCGGGAAGACAAAGGAAGAUUUGAUGUUUUGUGUGGCACCCAGUGGAAUAGGACCCAUCAUGAAUAUAACGAAGGGUGGGCUAGUGCUGUUUUCAGCCAAUUCCAAUCCAUCAUGCAUGGAACUAUCAAAGAAAAUUGCAGAGCGCCUGGGAGUGGAGAUGGGCAAAGUUCAGGUUUACCAGGAGCCAAACAGAGAAACGAGGGUACAAAUUCAGGAGUCCGUGAGAGGAAAAGAUGUCUUCAUCAUCCAGACUGUUUCAAAGGAUGUGAAUACGACCAUCAUGGAACUCCUCAUCAUGGUGUAUGCCUGUAAAACGUCCUGUGCCAAAAGCAUUAUUGGUGUGGUUCCCUACUUCCCAUACAGCAAGCAAUGCAAGAUGAGGAAAAGGGGCUCCAUUGUCUCUAAGCUUCUGGCUUCGAUGAUGUGCAAGGCGGGUCUGACUCACCUCAUUACCAUGGAUUUGCACCAGAAGGAAAUCCAAGGCUUCUUCAAUGUCCCAGUCGACAACCUGAGAGCAUCUCCAUUUUUGCUGCAGUACAUUCAAGAAGAGAUUCCAGACUACAGGAAUGCUGUGAUUGUGGCCAAAUCUCCAGCAUCUGCAAAGAGGGCACAGUCGUUUGCGGAGCGCUUGAGGCUGGGGAUUGCGGUGAUACACGGGGAGGCUCAAGACGCAGAGUCUGACCUAGUGGAUGGCCGGCAUUCGCCCCCAACGGCUAAAAGCGUAGCUGCCAUUCAUCCCAGCUUAGAGAUGCCCAUGCUGAUUCCAAAGGAGAAGCCUCCCAUCACGGUGGUUGGUGAUGUAGGUGGAAGGAUAGCCAUCAUUGUGGAUGACAUCAUAGAUGACGUGGAUAGCUUCCUGGCCGCUGCUGAGACGCUCAAAGAGAGAGGUGCCUACAAGAUCUUUGUCAUGGCCACCCACGGCCUCCUCUCCUCAGAUGCCCCUCGGUUGAUAGAGGAGUCUGCAAUUGAUGAGGUUGUGGUCACCAACACAAUUCCUCAUGAGAUUCAAAAGCUCCAGUGCCCCAAAAUUAAGACUGUGGAUAUCAGCAUGAUCCUUUCGGAGGCCAUCCGCAGAAUCCACAAUGGGGAGUCCAUGUCAUACCUUUUCAGGAAUAUAGGACUGGAUGACUAACAGCUUCUUGAAGAAGAAGAUGAUUUUCAGGGGCCAAACUGGACAUGUACAGAAACCGAGCUGUGAAGCAUUGUGGCUUAAACUUUGUAUUUCAAUGGAACCCAUUUUGUUAAGAUGCUUUCCACCACCACCCUUCCCCAUGGUUUCAAUUUAGUAGAUGAAAUUUCCAGAACUAUUUUCUUUGCCAUUUUCAAGAGGGGGAAAGGACUUCUACUGAAAAAGAACAAAUAAAAAUCCUAGGCGCUGCUAGAUUUAGCUGUACUGUUUGUUUAAGGACACAGUCCUUUUUAAGAAGUUCUUCUGCUCAAGUCUCCUUGAAAUGUAUUGGAGCUGUGUAAGAGCACAUUGCUUCUCUUCACCCAUUGCUUCACCCAGGGAUUGGGUGACCAGGGGACAAUGAUGUCGCUUCCCUUUGGAAAGAGGAGCCAUAUCCUCGUAGGUGAAGCCUCUCCUGGUGCAGAAUCCGCCUCCUGGUCAGAAGAAGCAUGCAGGCCUUUCCCCACAGCACAGGUUAUCCCUGGCCUCAUCCACCUGUAAGCAAAAACUAGUCUUGCACCCCAUGGAAAUCAUCGACUACAAAAACAAGGGAGGGCCAGAACAAGCAUGUUCAGUCUCUUGCCUCGCUCUCAUGUAGCUCCUAGUCAUUUCAGUGAGGUUUGUGCAGCAGGUCUCUCUAGAAAAUGGAGCCCUAAGGCUACAAAUACACGCACAUACAACUGGAGACAAAGGCCAUGGCUCCUAAGUGUUAAUAUUCCUCUCCUCCCCAAAUCAGCUUGCUUACAAGUGCUUUAAAGGGAUAAUAAUAUACAAAAAAGUAGCUAUUGUAUGAAGUUUGCAUCUGACAAGCCAAAAAAAAGGAGAGAAAAAGAAGAAAAAGUUGCACUGUUGUAUGCAAUUCAGUGACAUUUUUUGUAGAAGUGCUUUUAUAGGAAAAAGCAUAUGGAAUAUGCACUGGUAUUUAUUUUCUGCAACAAGAAUAAAAGACCUUGUUUUUGUGUGA
Molecule: messenger RNA, 2616 nt
Organism: Rhineura floridana
Lineage: Eukaryota; Metazoa; Chordata; Lepidosauria; Squamata; Rhineuridae
Gene: PRPSAP2
Product: phosphoribosyl pyrophosphate synthetase associated protein 2
Exons: 12
Coding region: 507-1616 (369 amino acids)
Biological process (GO): purine nucleotide biosynthetic process; 5-phosphoribose 1-diphosphate biosynthetic process
Cellular component (GO): ribose phosphate diphosphokinase complex; cytoplasm
Molecular function (GO): ribose phosphate diphosphokinase activity; magnesium ion binding
Source: RefSeq, a predicted model, not a curated record